Phalaenopsis equestris is the source of this 1191-nucleotide messenger RNA. RefSeq names its product NDR1/HIN1-like protein 13. NCBI's taxonomy places the organism in Eukaryota, Viridiplantae, Streptophyta, Magnoliopsida, Asparagales, Orchidaceae. The transcript has a single exon. The record is from RefSeq and is a predicted model, not a curated record. Bases 77 to 862 code for a protein of 261 amino acids. Gene Ontology annotation, cellular component: plasma membrane.
UUUCCAAAUCAAGAUGCCUCUCCUUCCUUCCCAUCCUCCUCCUUCCUAAACCCAUCCCCCUCCCCCCUAUCUCUCAAUGGAGGAGGGGCCGCCCGCUCCCGCUCCCGCUCCUCGCCCCCCGCUACCACCCCAUCCUGCCUCCCACGAUAACGCCUUCUCCUCCGCCGUUGUCCACGCCUACCCGCCUCCCCUCACCUACAUCGUUCAGGUCCCCAAAGAUCAGAUCUACCGCGUCCCGCCUAAGGAGAACGCUCGUCUUGUCGAAGAGUACCGCGCCCAUUUCGCUUCUCUCCGGAAAAGACGCACGCCUUGCCUCAAUUUCUUCCUCCGCUUCCUUUGCGUCUUCAUCUCCAUAGCGAUUCCUCUUUUGGCCGCAUCGCUCGUCUUCUACAUCGUCGUUCGCCCGACUGCCCCUGUCUUCGAUGUUGAUUGUGUUGAAAUGGAAUCGAAGGCUCUGUUCGAGAUCUUCAUGGAGGUUAAGAACCCUAGUAUUGGGAUGGGAUACUCGAUCGAGAAAAGCGUAGGACGAGGGGUGAGGCUGAGUUAUAAAGGGAAAGUCUUGAUGGAUGGAGAGUCGCCCGAGUUAGACCUGAAGGCGAAGGAGUCUAAAAGGUUCAAAUUAGGGUUACACGGGGAGAAGAAGGCGGUGCUAGAGGAGGUGGAGGAGAGUCUGCAGGGAUCGAAGAAGGCGGUGGAGCUAAAGUUGAUGGUGGGGAUGCCGGUGAGGGCGCAGAUUUGGCGAUUAAGGUUGUGGAGGAUGAAAAUGAAGGUGGAGUGCGAUGUGAGGUUGAAGGGAAUGGGGAAGGUGAUGAAGGUGUUGUCUCAAGAUUGCAUGGUUGUGGUAGGGUUAGCGGGGUCAUGAAAUGGCUUCUUAAAUGGAGAAGAAAAUGAAACGAAUUUGGUUCAAAAAUAUAUGGCUUUAUAAUUUUAAUCUGUAAGGAAUAAUGAAUUUGAGUAUUAUUUUCAGAUUCUAAAAGAUUUUCUUGCAGAUGUUAUAUAAAUGUCUUAUAUUUUUGAAGGAUUUUUUUGAGUUUUUCACAUAAAAUCUGUGAAAUGCUCUUGAUGUAAUUUUUAUUUUUGUUUUUAAAUAUUUGCUAAUGAUGUAAUUUGGCUCUCGACCACAUUGGUUGUGAUGCUAGAUUGCUUUGGGGAGAUCAUAUCUAUGUUCAUCAUAUAUUUGAAUGAAUUUUU